Molecule: messenger RNA, 1127 nt
Organism: Merops nubicus (carmine bee-eater)
Lineage: Eukaryota; Metazoa; Chordata; Aves; Coraciiformes; Meropidae
Gene: ANO9
Product: anoctamin 9
Biological process (GO): chloride transmembrane transport
Cellular component (GO): plasma membrane
Molecular function (GO): chloride channel activity
Source: RefSeq, a predicted model, not a curated record
GUGCUAUUUUGGUGAGAAGGUGGCCCUGUACUUCGCCUGGCUGGGCUGGUACACCCGCCUGCUGGGCAUCGCUGCGCUGGCUGGGCUGCUGGAUUUCAGCUCCAGCCAGGUGAGCAAGGAGAUCUGUGAAGCCAACGACACCAUCAUGUGCCCGCUCUGUGACCAGAAGUGCCCGUUCUGGCUCCUCUCUGACACCUGCACCUACGCCAAGGUCACUCACAUGAUCGACAACGCGGGGACGGUUCUGCUCGCCAUGUUCAUGGCAAUCUGGGCCACCGUGUUCCUGGAGCUCUGGAAGAGGCAGAGAGCCACCGUGGUCACCGACUGGGACCUGUACGGCUGGGAUGAGGAAAAGGAGGAGCUGGCACUGGAGCUGAUCAAUAACUUGCAGUAUGAGCCCCGGAAGUACCAGCACUCCUACCUGCGCAGCACCGUCGUCCUCCUCCUGGCUCUGCUGAUGAUCGCCCUGCUCAUCGGCAUCGCCCACGCGCUCGUCGUCUACCGGGUGGUGGCCACGGCUCUGUUCAGCCAGAGCGAGCUGGAGCUGCUGCGGGAGCAGGCCAACACCGUGGCCGUGGUGACGGGGGCCGUGCUGCACUACGUCACCAUCGUCAUCAUGACCAAGGUCAACAAGCGGGUGGCACUCUUCCUCUGUGAGCUGGAGAAACCACGGACCUUCUCCCAGCACGAGAACAACUUCAUCGUGAAGAUCUUCACCUUCCAGUUCUUCACUCACUUCUCUUCACUCAUCUACAUCGCCUUUUUUCUGGGACGGAUCAACGGCCACCCAGGGAACUACGUGCGCAUCGCUGGCAAGUGGAGGCUGGAGGAGGUGAGGGACUUGCCACGAAGCUCUCUGACCUUACACCUCAACUCCUGCUCCUCCUUCACCACUGCCCAGAGACGGUGGCUGAGGAACUACCAGCUCAACACGGUCAACAUCUUCAGCUUGUUCAACGAGUUCUUGGAGAUGGUGAUCCAGUACAGCUUCACCACCAUCUUCGUCGCUGCCUUUCCCCUCGCCCCGCUGCUGGCCUUCUUCAACAACAUCUUCGAGAUCCACCUGGAUGCCAUCAAGAUGACGCGGCUGCACCGGCGCAUGGUGCCCAGGAAGGCCAACGACAUCG